Messenger RNA from Peniophora sp. CBMAI 1063, 498 nucleotides. NCBI's taxonomy places the organism in Eukaryota, Fungi, Basidiomycota, Agaricomycetes, Russulales, Peniophoraceae. The record is from the annotation of a GenBank genome assembly.
AUGUCGUUCAGUCUCGCUACCCCAGUCAACACAGCGCUCCUUCUCUACAUUUUGUAUCAAGCACAGCGUAUCCUCAUUCCCUCGACCAAAGUCCCAUCCCAAACGCCCUCGGAAUUCAAGUCCGGCUACUCAUGGAUGCCCAAGUCGCAUCCACCAACCCUUCUCUAUACCACCUACACCCCGAAGACUCUUGAGCCUUUCAACGGCCGCGACGGCGGCAGGAUACUGCUUGCUAUUGACGGCACUGUCUUUGAUGUGACAGCUGGCCGAAACUUCUACGGACCUGACGGGAUGUACGGGAACUUCGCCGGCCGCGACGCCUCUCGUGGCAUGGCGAAGCAGUCAUUCGACGUCGAAAUGUUGACGGACAUCGACAAGCCAUUGGACAAGCUUGAUGACCUAACUCCAGAGGAAAUCGAGAACAUGCGAGGCUGGAUCGAGCACUUCUCCGGGAAGUACAUCAUCUGCGGCAAGCUUGUGGAGAACGACGCCGCCUGA